Messenger RNA from Plectropomus leopardus (leopard coralgrouper), 1056 nucleotides. NCBI's taxonomy places the organism in Eukaryota, Metazoa, Chordata, Actinopteri, Perciformes, Serranidae. The record is from RefSeq and is a predicted model, not a curated record.
AUGAUGCCCCUUUGCAUUUUUCUGGUGCUUCUCAUUCAAAUCUGUCCAGUACCAGCUGUUGGCAAGACCUCAGGCAUAACUCAGGACAGCGGGGUCAUAGAGGCAAAAGUUGGGGAGACUGUGACUUUGAAAUGCUCUUGUCAGGGUGAUUCUGUAACUUUCCUCUCUUGGUACCAGCAGAGCUUAGGAGGCAAACCUCUCAUCAUAUCAACCCGCAUGAGGCACAACACAGAGGCGUCCAUCUCCCCUGGAUAUCAAGACAGGUUUAAAGUCUCUGCAUCAGGUCAAGACGACAUCAAUCAUCUUAUAAUCAAAGAUCUCCGCCUGUCCGAUUCAGCAACGUACUACUGUGGGAUUUUAGAUUUCAACGCUAUUGAAUUCGGACAAGGAGCUUUCCUUCACGUCAGAGCAUCGCCGUCCAACAUCCAAGCUGUCGUCCAUCAGCCAGCGUUGGAGCCACUGGGGUUGGGAGAAUCUGUGAAUUUGAGCUGCACAGUGUACGCUGAACCAUGUGCAGGGGAGCAGAGCCUUUACUGGUUUAGACAUGGUGCAGCUCAGCCUGCAGUCAUGUAUGCCAGUGGCGGACAAUGUGAAAAUAUCACCAAUGAAGGGUAUCUUGUGAAAAAAUGUACUUUAAAUCUUGCUUUAAAGUCUGUGAGCUCCCCUGAUGCAGGGGUGUACUACUGUGCUCUGGCCUCCUGUGGGGAGACGGUGUUUGGAAGUGGAACAAAGGUGGAGCUUGUAGCCCCGCCUCUCCUCGUGUAUUGCCUGAUUGUGGCAUUGGCACUUUCCGUCAUCGUGCUCCUUGUCUUAGCUUCCAUCGUGCACAAGUUGAAGAAAAAGUUAUGCUCUCACUGCAAAGGAACUGUUUCUCAUCUGACAUGUUCUGCAGCUUCUGAAAACAUGAGCCAAGAUGCAGACAGUCUCCAUUAUGCUGCUCUAAAUCUGAACAGAACCAGCGAACAACAUCAUCAAGAGGACAACGUGGAAAGUGUUUGUGUAUACUCAAGAGUAAAGAGCAGGAAAGAGUAAAGCAGGACUUUGCCUUCACAUUCA